AAAAUAUUUUCGUUUUGUUAUUCCAUUUAAAAGAAAAAUGUAUAUGUUUCCAAAAUUCCGCUCAGAUUCCCGUGUGAAAUGUAUUUGACACGACAUUUAGAACGUCACUAUCCGACCAAACAAGUUAUUUGUGAAUCCUGUGGCAAAGUGAUACACUCCCUCGAUGCCCUCAAACAUCAUAUGCGGCGAGUGCAUGACAAGGUGUCCGAGCAAUGUACCUACUGCGGUCAAUGGUAUUCUAGUCGGGCGACAAUGCGUCGCCAUUUAUUGAAUAUGCACGUGCAUGCCGAUGAAGAACAUCGUUGUGAAAUCUGUGGCUUCGUGUCGUCUUCGAAAACGGCCAAGAAGCGACACAUCGAAUUCAAACAUAAUCCGGAAAAGAAGCACAAGUGUACAAUGUGUGACAAGGCCUUUAAGACGCCCACUCUACUGAAGGAACACAUAGCCACUCACACCGGUGUCGAUUUAUACAACUGUGCCUAUUGUGAUGCCUCAUUCAAAUCGAAAUCGAAUCGUUCCACACACUAUAAACGCCAUCAUCCGGCAGAAUAUAUGGCCAAUAUGAGAAGACGCCCCUGUCCCAGUAGCAUCAAUAAUUAUAUACAAAAUCCUCCAGUUAAUUUAGAAGCACAAUAGGAACUAAGUAGCAGAAAUGAAAUAUUCUAUUAAUAAAGGCUUUUCUUCUUCGAUGGCUUGUAAAAGAAA
Musca domestica (house fly) is the source of this 705-nucleotide messenger RNA. RefSeq names its product zinc finger protein 555. Gene Ontology annotation, cellular component: nucleus. Gene Ontology annotation, molecular function: RNA polymerase II transcription regulatory region sequence-specific DNA binding; DNA-binding transcription factor activity, RNA polymerase II-specific. The transcript is spliced from 3 exons. Gene Ontology annotation, biological process: regulation of transcription by RNA polymerase II. Lineage: Eukaryota; Metazoa; Arthropoda; Insecta; Diptera; Muscidae. The record is from RefSeq and is a predicted model, not a curated record. The coding region runs from base 79 to 636 and encodes 185 amino acids.